Molecule: messenger RNA, 3742 nt
Organism: Schistosoma bovis
Lineage: Eukaryota; Metazoa; Platyhelminthes; Trematoda; Strigeidida; Schistosomatidae
Source: the annotation of a GenBank genome assembly
AUGAUAAAUUUGGUAAAUGACUUUCUUACUAAUGCAGAUAAGAAGGAUAUUAUUGAGUGUGUUAAAGGUUUAGUAGACUACCCCUUAAAACAUGAAAGAUUAGGUUUCAGGAUUACUAAAGAAGAUGAGAAACUGCUCUAUGACAAAUACUUCCAUCAAAUAAUGGGCCACACUUUCAAGAUUGUCAACGAAUUACCAACGACUGAAAUGUUAUCAUUAUGUAGAUUUUUGACGGAAUUCUCGAAAGGCGAUAUUUGGCUUGAGUCCGCAUGCAACUUGUUGUCAAGCAAUAUUGUAUCUACAGAAGCUCAUUUACUAGUAGUUGAACUAGAAAAGUUUUUCUCAGAGUUCAACAGAGUGCCAGAUUUUAUUUCUGCUAGCAUUGAUGACAGUGAAAUUAUCUCAGAUAGCUCGCAAUUGUUUCUGGAGUCACGAGCCAGGUUAUUGGCCAACGUGCCUCACUAUGUUGCUAACGUGGAACGUGAGAAUCCCUCCUACUUCACUGUUGGGAGUCAUUUUGUCGAAAACAUUUUGUCAGCCUUCGAACGUGUUUCCAAUACAUCGCAAAAUACGUAUAAGCUUUUAGGAUUAAUUGUUAGUCAUCUAUGUUUGGCCGGGUAUUCGAAAUAUGUCUCAGAUUUUAUUGUUGAGCAGGAACAACAUUAUUCCGCUGACAUUUGGUCUAAAUUACUAAUCCACACCAACACAAAAAGUAUGGAAAUAUGUUUGGCUUCACUCGCUAAAGAAUGUCCAACCCCGCGAAAAUAUUAUGCGUUGUUAUCAAGAUUUCUUGAAAUGUCCUCUCCUACUUUUGAUUCAUAUAUGAGGUUAUGUCGUCGUUUGUUCUACAUCCGCCAGUUUAAAUCUGGAAAUACUGUCAGAAACAUUUUUAAUUCGUUUUUCAUGGCUGUAUCAAAGUGUGAGACGCUUGAAAAAUCAACCUGUUUAGCUACCAGAGUUGAUGAAGAUUUGGGACUACCUGCUCUUCGCGUAUGGUCUGACAUAAACUCCAUACAAACAGCUUCCCUAGAAAGACGUAUUUAUUUGUCGCAAAUAAUAAUUUCAUGGAUUAUUGAUUUUCGGGACCCUGUGCGUGCUAAUUUAUCCAUCAACUUAUCCAAUGACCACUUAUUACCUGAUGUACUGAAUGGAAUCAGUAAUCACCUUGGAAGUCCGCGAAUUGAAAUUCGUACUCUUGGUAUGGUUAUAGGGGAGUGGAUUGUGAAAAUUUUCGACUGGAGUCCUGGUGAUGAGAAUCAGAACCAUAUUCGACCAUAUUUUGUUCCUCUGGAUGAGGCUGUCGAUGCUGAGUCUGGUAAUCACAAUUCAGUUCCAAUUCAAACGCCAUCAAGUGUAGAGUCUCCCAAAAUCUCCCUUAAUUCACUUGAAUGCAAGAUAAAGAACGAAAACUGUGAAACUGCGAAACAAGCUUUACAUAAACUAGACAGUGAUGAUGAUCCAGAUAGUGAUAAUGACUCAUUGACACCACUCCCUUCCAUUAGUUCUUCAAAUUGCUACAAUAAAACACCAUUUUAUCUUCGUGAAUGUCUUGAUGGAAUGUUAUUAUCAAAGGUUGAAGAUAACCCAGUGAAUAUUGCAUGUACAAUGUCUGCAGAAAAGUUGAUCUACGCUCAUCCGGAAGCGGCGCAAGAGUUAGCACUAGAAUUCGCUCGUGUUCUUGUUCAUAUUGAACCACCUGUAACACCUGAUCCGGAACAAAUAGCUCGUGCCAGACAUGAUGCUCUAGUAGCUAUUGGUGUAGUUGCUCCGAAAAAAUGCGCACGUUAUUUGACUUCAGAAUUUUGUCAAUCAGGAUAUUCCAUUGGCCAAAGGAUGAAUAUUAUAUCAUCUCUCACUGAUAUCGCCUGUAAGUUGUAUGGGGGCAAAGACGCACUACUCUCUCAAAGAUUCUCCUCAAAUCAUCAGAUAGCCAAUAAUGAUGCGGUCACUGCUAACAACGAUCAUAAAGGAAAAACUCGUCGAUUUUGUAAAAAGCGCCCUCCAUCUUCCUACAUUAUUAAUAAAUUUGCUCCUUUUGCUGGAGAGUUUUUCUUUCCCUUGCUAAAAAGCAUUCCACAGUUAUCUCUUUCUUCUGCUAAAGGACCGUUCGCUCAUCAAGAUGCUAGUUUAUUGGCUAGCUUAUUGGCGUCGUUGGGAACUAUUUAUGCUUGCUCCAGUCUCUCAUCUGUCCAAGCUCGAAUGGCUGACGAGUUGAUAAAUUUAAUUCCUUUAUUUCAUCGACAUCCGGAACCUGCAGUGCGACGUGCUCUACACAUAGUCGUUGGAACAGUUAUCACCACUACUCCACUGGAAAUCUUAUCUUCUAAACCUGAAUUGAUUUUUAGAAAGUCAAUCUUUUUGUCUGGUAGUAAAAAAAGCUCUGUAGAAAGUACUAUUUCUAGCUGGUUAAAAUCAUGUUCAUUGUCUGAUUCAGAUGCAGAAUGUCAACUUUUAGCUUCUAAUAGUCUUUCCGCACUAUGUGAACGAUUUUUAGAGUGGAAUCAUAGUAAACAGUAACUCCGAAAUAAGUUGCGGUACAUUUAUUCCACUUAUCUAUCGAUAUUCAUGCUUUUUGUACAUAGUGUAUAAAUUCUUAUGAUCAAUAUACAUAAAUUAACGAGUAUUUGGUGUUAAAUUCUUAUAAAUGCUUGCUUGAAAUAUCAUAGUAGUGAUAUAUAUAUAUAUAUAUAUCACGAAUGAUAUCUUCAUUUGUAACUUAAAGGUGAAUUGUUAUACAUACCAUAGUUUUACUAUGAUUUGUUUUCCCUAUUCAAGUAUACUUCAGUGUGGAUUGAGUACUUAACAACAUAUAAACUUUUCAUCUUAUCGUCAGAUUGUAGCUUUAGUGUGAAAUCCAUCGAGACAGAACCGAUAUAACCUACCAUUGUAAUGGUAGUUAAAUUGUGUACAGACGGUUUUCUUUGGCUGAUUUCAGACAUGAAUAUUGGGAAAAGGGUCUUGUAUGCAAAUAUGCACUAACAAUUUAAACUGCCAAGAUACAAAAACCAGUGGAACUUGGUGAAUACAUGAAAUUUAUUAUACUAGCCGGAAAAUCUUGACACUGAAGAUAUGGAAACUAAAAGAGCAUACCAAACAUGGAAGUUAAAAAUUGUCUGUGUUUACCUCUUAUUUGUCCAAAAUAUUUAUCCAAAAUUAUUAGCUGACAGUUCAGGGUAACUAGGCUGUAAAAAAAAACCAGCAGUGGAGUUACAUAGCUAUCAUUGUACUGACUGCAUUCAUGUAUCAACUAGCCAUACAAACAUCUCUCAACUAUGCGUUCGUGCUGUAUAGAAAUGAAUCAAUCAGAUAAUUGUUCUAUUGCAAACUAUUAAAUACCGCUUAAAAGUUUUCGUACAUCUUUUUCUUUGAUUAUUGCAGAGAAAUUCGUUUAACAUAUAGAAAUUCAUGAAUAGAAUUAAGUGAAAAAGAAUAUUAGGCAUAUUAGUGUUUCAGUCAAUAGGGUCAUGUACCAAGUAAUAUACGAAAAUUUAUUAGUGAACUACUAAAUGAAAUAUUUGGAACAAAUGUAUGAUUCCUGGGAAUUAACAUCAUGCCAUGUAUUAGUUUACUUAAUGGUAAGUGCUGUAAGACUACGUUGUGGCUUGAAAAUAGUGAAUAUUAUUUAUCAUGAAUAAACGUUUGUGGUUUAUGCGAAACUAGGUGGAUGUAUGUUGGAUAUUGUGUAGUUGAGAUAAAAAGUUAUCUUUGAUAAUUUUACAGGUAAUCGGUAAUUGGAAUUCCA